AUGAGUGUGUCUGUAUUUCUGGAUACCUUGCGAAAACAUGAACUGGACCAGUUUUACCCAACGUUUUCAACUCAUGGAAUAACGCACCUUCAAAGUUUGGCUCAGUUAUCAUUGCAAGACUAUUCCCGACUUGGCAUUACAGAUACAGGCGACAGAAGAAAGAUAUUUGGUCUUGUUCAAGCUAUACGCAAAGAUUCAGAAAUGAGCAGCCCCAUCAGCACCACUAAUAAUCGCAUGAUGGCACCCUCUUCAUCCACCGCGAAUACAAGCGGCCUUCGCCAACCUCAAAAUUAUGCCACCAUCAACAAUGCCACUCUGAACAGCAGUAGAUUGCCGAUGCCAGACUUUAGCUCUUCUAACAGCAACAAUAGUAAUCCGGCUAAUCGUGGUAGAAGACAAAGCGUUAUUGGAACAUCCAAACCACAAGCGUUAUACAACAAUAGCGGCCCUCCUCAGCCACCUCAACCUCCACAACACGAUAGACCUGUGAGAAGUCGCACCAUGUCUGAUGCUCCUCGACCUGACUUUAAUCAGCAAAGAGCAGCUCCUUUGAAGGGACGUCGGUUAGAGUUGAGAAGAUCUCUCUAUCUAGAUCAGCCGCAAGAAGAGGACGACUCAGAGGAGGAUGAAACGUCUACCAAGAACCGAAAGUUCAGAGCCUCUGCGCCUUUGCUGGAUGCGUAUGGUGUACCCCUUUCUCCUGCCAAGCAACAACAGCAACAAGCGAGAGCAUCACCUGGCACUAGGUACACUGAAGUCACCGCCAACCUAAGCAACUACAAUCUCCCUCCCAGUGAUUUAAAUCAAAAGAUCAGAGUGUGUGUUCGAAAGAGGCCUCUCAGCAGAAAGGAGAUAGACAAAGGUGACAAGGAUGUAGCCCCCAUGAAUGGCAACAGAAGCUUACAGAUCAAUGAGCCCAAACUCAAGCUGGAUUUAACCAAAUAUACCGAGCAGCAUUCAUUCAUUUUUGAUGAUGUCUUUGACUUGAACUGUCCAAACAACCUUGUGUAUGAAAGAACGGCCUGGCCUCUUGUCAAUUAUAUAUUCAAGGGAGGGAAAGCAACUUGUUUCGCCUAUGGUCAAACUGGCUCAGGAAAGACAUUCACCAUGCUGGAUCCCAAACAAGGCUUGUAUAUCAUGGCUGCGCGUGAUAUCUUUUCUAUGCUUCGCAAACCAGAAAACCAACACUUGUCAGCCUGGAUUGGUUUAUACGAAAUCUAUCAGGGGCAGUUGUACGAUCUUUUAAAUGAAAGAAAGAAGCUGUUUGCUCGAGAAGAUGGAAAGAACAAUGUGAUUGUCUCUGGAUUGAAAGAAUACCCCAUCGACAAUGUGGACAAGUUAAUACAGGUGUUUGACUAUGGCAGCAGUGUCCGAAGUACUGGCAGCACAGGUGCAAAUGACAGCUCAUCUCGGUCUCAUGCAGUGCUUCAAAUUCUACUUAAACACAAGGUCAAUCGAAAGAAGAUUCAUGGUAAAAUGAGUUUUAUUGAUCUUGCUGGUUCAGAAAGAGGUGCUGACAGAGGAGAGGCUGACACAAAGACAAGAAUGGAAGGUGCUGAAAUCAACAAGAGUUUGUUGGCGUUGAAAGAGUGCAUCCGAGCAUUGGAUCAGGACAAGCGACACACACCCUUCCGUCAAAGCAAGCUGACGCAAGUAUUGAAAGACUCGUUUGUGGGUAACUCUAGAACAUGCAUGAUUGCAACCAUUUCUCCUGGCGGCUCCAACAGUGAGCACACCUUGAACACGCUGCGUUACGCUGACCGAGUCAAGGAGUUGAAGGGUGAAAGAGACCGCAAAUCCCCCAUGGAAAGAAACCCAAGUAAUUCUGGAAGCAGCACAGUGGACGACAGUACUACGAAUACCCAGUGGGCAGAUUCCUCGCUCAACGACUAUGACGACUACGAUUCCAACGAAGAUGAACAGUUUCAAGAUGAUUCAAAUGAAGAUUAUUUCAGUAACGAGUCUGAUAUUCUCGACGACGAUACCUUUAAUGUGGAAGAAGAGAACAUUUUUGAUGUCGAUUUCCCUCAAGAGCAAGAUGAUCUGAUUCAUUCUUCUAAUUUUAAUACCCCUAAUAUCAGCAACCCGCCCAAAUCACCCCCUCGCUACGGCAUGGUAGCUGCCUCGCAACUGCCACCUGCUGCUUCAAACUACAAAUCAUCCAACAACUAUCGACCAAACUCCAUGUCCAUGGCAUCCAACUACAGUGUAACCAACAGCAGCGAGCAUGGCGGUAGACCGCUCUCUUUACAAAUGAAGCGGUCGUCAUCCACUAUGCCUAGAUCACUCUCCAUGUAUUCCCCCUCAAGAACAUCGAUGGAUACAGCAUCUGAUGCCUCUUCUACUUAUUCAAGCUCACACCAACCACCACAGCGCUCUAUGAUGGUACAACAAACUGUACAGCAGUUUGAAUAUCGUUCUUCAUCUUCUCAUCAAUUUCCUCCUCCGUCAUCACCUCAACAAAAGCAAUCGCAACCACAAUCGCCCUUACAACAGCAACAACAGCAGCAAAUACCCAAUUCUGAUAGCUUGUCUUCCUUGACUGGCGUGCCUUCGUUUAGUUAUGAUAAAAUGGACGAGUUUGUCAAAUUUCAUCGAGCUGAAAUCCGAGAGAUUACAGAUUGCACCAAGAAAGAAACCAAACUGGUUGCCAACAUUUCGCUGGAUCUUUCCUCCAACCAAAACUUUGAGGACGGCUCUUCCAGUAGUAGUGAAAAGAGCACAGCCCAGUUUGCAAAGUAUUUGCAAGAUUUGGAUGAGAUUUUGGAGCGUAAAUUAGCUGCUGUGGAAGCAUUGAGAGAUCGUAUUAGUGAAACUGUGGGACAAAUUGAAUUGUAG
Molecule: messenger RNA, 2838 nt
Organism: Mucor velutinosus
Lineage: Eukaryota; Fungi; Mucoromycota; Mucoromycetes; Mucorales; Mucoraceae
Exons: 8
Coding region: 1-2838 (945 amino acids)
Biological process (GO): microtubule-based movement; microtubule depolymerization
Cellular component (GO): microtubule
Molecular function (GO): ATP binding; microtubule binding; microtubule motor activity
Source: RefSeq, a predicted model, not a curated record